This is a messenger RNA of Scatophagus argus, 2618 nucleotides long. RefSeq names its product protocadherin alpha-6-like. Bases 258 to 2618 code for a protein of 786 amino acids. The record is from RefSeq and is a predicted model, not a curated record. Gene Ontology annotation, biological process: homophilic cell-cell adhesion. Gene Ontology annotation, molecular function: calcium ion binding. Gene Ontology annotation, cellular component: plasma membrane. The transcript has a single exon. NCBI's taxonomy places the organism in Eukaryota, Metazoa, Chordata, Actinopteri, Scatophagidae.
CCGUGAUUACAUAUAUAGUCUUUUGUUUUCCUUCGAUGUCCUCUCGGUGUCACUGUAACACUGGCAAACGACAGAAGACUUUGUCCCUCCCAUGAAAAAGCUUUUUCUUUGUCGCAAGGCAGCCGUUUGAAUCGAGCACGGCAGCUGAUGGAUUCGUGUUGUGGAUUUUGGAAACGUGCGAUUCACAACGGGUUGGACGUAGAAGGGCUUUUGUCCCAGUAACAGUUUUUCUCGUGUUUUCUCUGAGCUGUGGUAUAAUGAUGGGGACAGAUAGACCAAGUCGGGCGCGGGAGGACUGUUUGCUUGUGUUUCAUUUGGCUCUGCUGCUGAUUUUCGGAAAGCAGGCCUUUGCUCAGAUAAGAUACUCCAUUCCAGAGGAGGUGAAAGAAGGAACUGUUGUUGGAAAUGUUGCGAAGGAUCUUGGCCUUGACAUCACCUCUUUGACUGACCGACGGUUUCGCGUUGUGUCUGGAUCCAAGGAGACUUUUUUCGAGGUAAACCCGAACAAUGGGGCUCUGCAUGUGCAUAAGAAAAUCGACAGAGAGGAGCUCUGCCGCGGAAGUGGUACGUGCAUAAUGGAGCUAAAAAUUCUAGUCGAAGACCCUUUGGAAAUGCACCAUGUAAUCGUAGAAAUCACUGAUGCAAAUGAUCAUUCUCCCAGUUUCCCUGAGAAAGAACAGAGAUUUGAAAUAGCUGAGCACACAUUGCCAGGUAGGCGAUUUCAGCUGCACACCGCUCGUGAUCCCGAUGCUGGAGUUAACUCGAUUCGCACAUACACUAUAACACCAAAUGAACAUUUUGAAGUAGAUAUUCGUCAUAGUGAUGAGGAUAAAAUACCGUUUUUAGUGCUAAAAAAGUCCUUAGACAGAGAACAAAAGGACAAACACACGCUGCUGGUCACAGCAGUUGAUGGAGGUAAACCUCCAAGAUCAGGGACGCUAAAUGUUUCCAUUGUUGUUCUUGACAGUAAUGAUAAUCGUCCAGUGUUUAGUCAGGAGGUUUAUCAGGUUGAAAUACAGGAAAAUGUUCCAGUGGGUACUUCAGUAUUUAGACUGAAUGCCACGGACCCUGAUGAGGGCAGUAACGGAGAAAUUGAAUACAGCCUUGGGAAAACUCUUAAGAAAAAAGUCUAUGAAAUUUUUGAGCUGGACAAAAUAACUGGAGAGAUUAGAGUGAAAGGAAUAGUGGACUAUGAAGAAAACGACGUUUAUAAACUGGAUGUCGAGGCGUCAGAUAAAGGAACACCACCAUUAACAGGUGAGUGUAGAGUCAUUAUAAAGAUAAAAGAUGUCAACGACAAUCCACCAGAAAUAGAAGUCACAUCACUGUCAAAUACAGUGUCUGAAGACUCCAAACCUGGAACAGUAAUUUCACUUAUUAGUGUGACAGAUAAAGACUCCGGUGUAAAUGGAAAAAUAAUUUCACGCAUAACCUCCGACGUACCUUUUGAGUUAAAACCUUCCUAUAAGGAGAACAUAUAUUCAGUUGUCACGAAGGGAUUUUUGGAUCGAGAGGAGGUGUCACACUAUGAAAUAACAAUACAGGCCACUGAUUGUGGUGAACCUCCCUUAUCUACGUUUAAAACUCUCAACAUUCAGAUAUCAGAUGUGAAUGACAACAGUCCACAUUUUGAGCAAAAUCCAUUACAGUUUUAUCUGUCAGAGAAUAACGUUGCUGGAGCGUCAAUAUUCUCUGUAAGCGCAAGUGACAAUGAUGUGAGUGACAAUGCAGUGAUUUCCUAUCAUAUAGCGAGAGGAAAUGAUGUAACAUCUUUCCUCAACAUAAAUCCAGAUAAUGGACAAAUUUCCGCCCUAAAAAGUUUUGACUUUGAGACCCUGAAAACAUUCCAGUUCCAAGUCGUGGCCACAGACUCUGGAACUCCGUCACUGAGCAGCAACGUCACAGUGAACGUGUUCAUUCUGGAUCAGAACGACAACGCUCCAGUCAUCCUGUAUCCAGUCAGCUCCAACGGCUCUGCUGAAGGUGUGGAGGAGAUUCCCCGCAAUGUGAACGCAGGACACUUGGUGACUAAAGUCAGAGCCUAUGACGCUGAUAUAGGAUAUAACGGCUGGUUACUCUUUUCACUGCAGGAAGUCACUGACCACAGUCUCUUUGCUUUGGACCGCUAUACAGGACAGAUCAGAACACUUCGCUCAUUCACAGAGACAGACGAGGCUGAGCACAAACUGCUCAUACUGGUCAAAGACAAUGGGAACGUUUCCCUCUCAGCAACAGCUACUGUGAUUGUCAAAGUGGUGGAGCCCAAAGAGGCUUUUGCAGCCUCUGACGUUAAAAGUGCAGCCAAAGAUGAUGAGGGGAAUGAUGUGACUUUUUAUCUCAUCAUAACUUUGGGCUCAGUUUCAGUCCUUUUCCUCAUCAGUAUCAUCGUGCUGAUUGCAAUGCAGUGCUCCAAAUCCACAGACUAUACUUCUAAAUAUCUACAAGAGGCUAAUUAUGACGGGACACUGUGUCACAGCAUCCAGUACAGAUCUGGAGACAAACGCUACAUGUUAGUUGGACCCAGAAUGAGUAUAGGAUCUACUAUUGUCCCUGGCAGCCACGCCAACACACUGGUGCUCCCUGACAGGAGACGCACUUCUGAAGAGGUAAGAGCUUGA